Molecule: messenger RNA, 342 nt
Organism: Effrenium voratum
Lineage: Eukaryota; Dinophyceae; Suessiales; Symbiodiniaceae
Source: the annotation of a GenBank genome assembly
GUCUUUACCGGCGUGCCGCCUGCAGCGCCGCCGGCGCCUGUGGCGCCAGCUGCGGACGCGGUGGUCAACGCGGACGCGGCGGUCAACGCCGUGGUGGACGGGGAGGAUACAAACGACGUGGCAGAUCCCUUCCGCGCUGGUGGGCCUUUUGAUGAACAGCCCCUCAGCUUUCAGCUGAAGCGGGUGGAGGAGACGAGCUUUGCUUUGCUGGUCGUUUGGAUUCGGCCGUCCAAGACCCAGACAAACCUCCUUGAAAGAUACAUGUUGGUCAUUAUCGCCAUGGUGGUCAUGCUGCUUGCGAGCAGCUUUCCCUUGGAAGCCAGCAUCGGGAACAAAUUCUGA